This is a messenger RNA of Closterium sp. NIES-65, 2697 nucleotides long. The record is from the annotation of a GenBank genome assembly. NCBI's taxonomy places the organism in Eukaryota, Viridiplantae, Streptophyta, Zygnematophyceae, Desmidiales, Closteriaceae.
AUGGGGGGUACGACGUGGGAAUGCGGAAGGGGGAAUGCGGAAGCUAUCAUGUGGAAGGGGGAAUGCGGAAGCUAUCAUGCGGAAGGGGGAAUGCGGAAGCUAUCAUGCGGAAGGGGGAAUGCGGAAGCUAUCAUGCGGAAGGGGGAAUGCGGAAGCUAUCAUGCGGAAGGGGGAAUGCGGAAGCUAUCAUGGGGAAGGGGGAAUGCGGAAGCUAUCAUGCGGAAGGGGGAAUGCGGAAGCUAUCAUGUGGAAGGGGGAAUGCGGAAGCUAUCAUGCGGAAGGGGGAAUGCGGAAGCUAUCAUGUGGAAGGGGGAAUGCGGAAGCUAUCAUGCGGAAGGGGGAAUGCGGAAGCUAUCAUGCGGAAGGGGGAAUGCGGAAGCUAUCAUGCGGAAGGGGGAAUGCGGAAGGGGGAAUGCGAAAAGGGGAAGGCGGAAGGGGGGAUGCGGAAGGGGGAAGGCGGAAAGGGGAGGGCGGAUGGGGGGAGGCGGAAGGGGGAAGGCGGACGGGGCUAUGCGAAAGGGGGAAUGCGGAAAGGGGUAUGCGGAAGGGGGAAUGCGGAAGGGUGAUUGCGGAAGGCCGCAGGCGGACGGCGGAAGGCGGAAGGGGGAAGGGGGAAGGGGGAAGGCGGAAUGGGGAAGGCGGAACGGGGAGCGCAGAAGGGGGAAGGCGGAAGGGGGAACACGGAAGGGGGAACGCGGAAGGGGGGGCGCGGAAGGGGGCACGCUGAAGGGGGAACGCGGAGGGGGGAACGAGGAAGGGGGAACAAGGAAGGGGGAACACCUCGCCAUGUUGGAGCGCGCUGCGCUGGAUCGAGCGGAAUGUUGGGGCGCGUGCGAGGCUAGAGGACUCCUCUUUUCGCUUCUCCUGGUUCUCCCCCCACCUUCUCCUUCUGAUCGCCAACCCCCCAACUUCGGCUCUAUGCCAGUGCUAACCGAGCUAGAUCCCCUUGCGUACAGGCUCAAUAUUUCAGUUCGUGGUGCACCACCUUUCCUCUGCUGGGCGUUUUUGCGACCUUCUCCUCGCGCAGCUGGGUCUCACACGUCACAAUCUCUUCUGCAAUCUGCUUUCCCCCUCCUUUCUCUCCACAACACAGAUGAUGAGAUGACUCUUGUCGACGCUGACCUACAGCUUGACACCGAAGGGCUACAGCUCAACGAUCUCCCCGACGGCACGCUCCCGAGCGCCCCUGCUAACGAUGACGCUCCCGCCCACAAGAAACUUUGCACCGAAGGUGCUACCAGCGCGUGCGCCCACGGUCCCCCUUCUUCCGCGCUCUACGCACCAAUCUCCCGUGCAACGGCGCACCACGCAUCUACUACCCCACCCGCACCUAUUUCGGCGGCUGCUCCCCUUCCCAGAGGCCCCCCUUUCACACCCGCACAGGCAGCUCCCGCUGCUACCCCGGCUGCCUCCUCGUCUACAGCAGAAUCGUCACGCCCCCUCGCUCCUGCUGCCGCCAGUGGCGAUCUUGGAGAUCAGAUGGAUCAUGAUGACACCCCCGCUAUCCCGCGCUCCCUUCGCCGCCAGCGUGCCGCGAUGGUGACCCGCGUUAUGCCCCGCCGGAGUCUUUCUGUGGUUGAGGUGCUCUUCCCCGAGGCGGGUGCAGAGGCAAUCCGGGCUGAUCUGAUCACGCGCAUUUUGAAGCACCUGCAGCCUUUCCAUUUCCGCUCCAACGACAUACCCAAAUUUCAGCCCUCCUCUGGUGAUGUUCUCCGCAUCCCCAGAUGCGCUUAUGCGCGCCUUUGCUUCUCUUGGACCUCACAGGAUGACGCCGAUGACUUUAAGGAACUCUUCCCGCUCACCCUGCACCUCCCCAAUGCUCGUUCGGUGCUGCUAAAAGCUUUUGUGGACCCUUAUCCACUCUUCACCUCCGCAAAGGCGGGUGGAGCUGCCACCCUCACCCUCCGCAACGUCCCGCCGGGCUACUCCCCGGAAGACCUCCGUACCUACUUGAUGCACCAUGACAUUAACGGCGAGCCUGCCUGGCUUGCCGAUCUUAUUUUUUUCCACCAGGUUAAAGAUACGUACGAGGACAUGUUCCUCCCAAUUUUCACCGGCAUCCCUGUCCCCCUGGAAGAUGACCCCGGGUACCUUCGUCUCCCUGCAAGUAUUGCCUUCGAAGAUGACGCCCCCGAGGUUCUGCUCAACAUCUCCUUGCACGCUUGCUCUAUCUGCGGCAAUAAUCACCGUGUUGCGGAUCACGCACUUUUCCCCACCAGUUCUGCACUGUUUGCACUACAUCUAGCUGCCCAUAUGCUCUUGCAUCUAUCAUACAACCAUCUCCCUACCCCCCUCCCCGCCCCAGUCCUCCCAGUCUUCACUUCUUUGUGCUCUGCUGCUCUCCCUGCCCCGGGCACAUCCAUGUCCCUCCCACCGCUCCUCCAAGUUUGGGGUGGUGCUGCCAAACCAAUGGUGCCGCCCACUCCCCCACCCCGCCCCCACCCUCCCUGCUUUCCCUACCUUCUUCUUCACCCUGCCCUCGGCACCUGUGCCGCACUUACUGCGUUUCGCAACGACCCUGGACUGCUUUUUAUCAGCCUCGACUCAUACAUCGAGCCGUGGACUUGUGCUCUGUGCGACCUGACCUGCGGGGCUGCGCUGGAUUCUGCUCUUGCACACAUCUCCUCCGAGCAGCGCUCAUCCAUGAAACGCAUGGCAGCCCGCACUUGUGCUGCAAAGGAGACAUACACUGGUUGA